Olea europaea var. sylvestris is the source of this 2565-nucleotide messenger RNA. RefSeq lists its product as uncharacterized. The transcript has 8 exons. Lineage: Eukaryota; Viridiplantae; Streptophyta; Magnoliopsida; Lamiales; Oleaceae. The record is from RefSeq and is a predicted model, not a curated record. Gene Ontology annotation, cellular component: cytoplasm. Gene Ontology annotation, biological process: mRNA destabilization. Bases 327 to 2177 code for a protein of 616 amino acids. Gene Ontology annotation, molecular function: mRNA binding.
GGGUAGGGGUUGGUGGGUUUGGGGUAUGGGGUAGCAUAUAUCCACAUGUAGCAUUGUCUAAAACCUUCUUUUGUCUGUUUAUUUUCAAACCCUCCCGCGAAGUAAAUCUUUUGCCUUUUUUGAUUAUCUGCAAUUUCACUUCAGAUAAAAGAAGAAAUUAGGGUUCUUUUCAUAUUUGUCUUUUUUGCAAAAAGUUGCAUUCGCAUUCGUUUGAUUUAUUUAGAAUACUUUUUUUUGUAUUCAAUUUGAAACAGAAUAGAUCUGAAUCUUCAUUCCCUUUACUUUUCGAUUUGUGAUUGGAUUUGAACUCAGUUCAAUUGGUGUUAAUGGAAGACGCUAGUCAACAGAGCCUCGAUGGAUUCGCCUCCAUCCCAUCUUCUGGUGACAGGGCUGUUGAUCUUCAUAACUUGGCAGAACAGCCACUUUCGCCGAAAGAUGAACGGAUUGUGUCUGCAAACCCUUCUCCUGACACAGCCAUAUCUAGGGCACCAGAAAACACUAAAGAUCAGCCUGCAACCUCAGUAACAAGUGGGGCUUUCAGCACUAUGUAUCCUUACAAUGCUUAUACUCAGCAGGACCAGGGCAUCUAUUACGGAGAUUACCUUUGCAUUGGUCCAGGUUAUGACGAUGGCACUGGUAACUGGGAUGAGCAUUCUAACUAUGUUAACGUCAAUAACUUACAUGUCAUACCUCCGGCAAUGUACAAUGAUAAUCCACCACUCUUCUAUCCUACUGGCUAUGGCUUUGAUUCCCAGAUGGCAUAUGGACAGUUUUCUCCUCUUCCUAGCCCUCUGUCUCCAAUAAUGUUCGAUGGACAGUUGUACUCUCCACACCAAAUACCUGUGUCGUCACCUUAUUAUCCACCCUCAGUUUCUCCUGGUCUGCCCCAUGUUACUUCAGCAUUUCCUGUUUCACAGUCAGAACUGAUGCCACCAGAAAUUAGUGGCCAACAAAAUCCUAUGGACUAUGCACUUUUUGGGCCAGGAUCUGGUUUCUAUGUGCCUUUUGGAGCUUUUGGUGGAGGGGAUAUUUCUGGAAGUAGUGGAGUUGGUCUCUACAAAUUUUCGGGCGACUUUGGAUCUAGUGAAUCGCUGCCAAGUCAUUCAAGCCCUUUAGACACAGGCAAGUUCAUGUCUCCAUUGGCGGCUGGGACUGCAUAUCCCCAUUCAAUUGGCAUACUUGGUUCAUACGAGCAAAAUGUUGCACAGACUUCAUUUCAGGAUUAUGGAUUGACGUCAAGCUCCUCAGCUAGACGUUAUCCGCAUGCUGGCUCUUACCAGCGCGGUUUGCCUCCUAAUCGGAAUCAGUCCUCUACUGGCAAGGGUGCAAGACACGAAAAGGAUCGAGACUUUAUCAGUGCUUCUUCCGAUGCAUUUGGUAUCUCAAGUGAUCGAAAUCGAGGGCCAAGGUUUUCAAAGGCACUGAGCAAAAGUUUACCUGGAGAGGGCACGUCUUCAGGUGUUCAUAAAGAUGUUGAAUCUACUUCGGGCUUUGAUAUUAGUCAGUUCAAUGCCCCAGAUUUCACUACAGACUAUGAAAAUGCAAGAUUUUUUGUCAUCAAGUCCUUCAGUGAAGACAAUAUUCACAGAAGUAUUAAAUACAAUGUUUGGGCCAGCACAUCACUUGGAAACAGAAAACUUGAUGCUGCCUAUCGUGAAGCAAAGGAAAUCAAUGGAAUUUGUCCAGUCUUUCUCUUUUUCUCAGUUAAUGCUAGUGGACAGUUUUGUGGGGUAGCCGAGAUGGUUGGACCUGUUGAUUUUGACAAUGAUGCCAAGUACUGGCAGCAAGAUAGAUGGAGUGGGCAGUUUCCUGUUAAGUGGCAUAUCAUUAAAGAUGUACCCCAUGGUAGCUUCCGCCACAUAGUUCUUGAAAAUAAUGACAAGAAGCCUGUUUCUCACAGCCGAGAUUCCCAAGAGGUGAAACUGGAACAAGGAAUUGAAAUGUUAAAAAUUUUCAAGAACCAUAAUGCUGGGACAUCUCUCCUUGACGAUUUUACCUACUAUGAUGAGCGAGAGAAAUCCUUGCUGGAAAGGAAGGUCAAACAGCAAGCCACUUCAUCUGGAAAUACAGCGGCUCCUCUCCCUGCUGCUGAUUCAAUAAAUCAACUGUCGGAUAACCUGGCUGACACACUCCGUUUGGACAGUGGUAAAACGCUGCCCAAAACAGAAUUGGAGUAGCCAGUAGACUUGAGCUGAAGUAGUUCAUUAAAAAUUUGAAGUUGCUGAUGUUAAUCUUUGAGGUGGUAUUAUCGUUCACCUGGGACCCUCUCUCUCUAUCUCAGUUGGCAUUAGUGGUGAACAUCUUUGACAGUCCUAAUACUUCUCUCCCCUUCAUUUGUUAGUUGUUACUUCCGUAAGUAGGUGGCACUUAGUCAUAUAAUUCAAGGAGGGUUGUGGAUCUCGCUAGCAUGAUGCUUUGCUGAUUGUACUUUUGGUAUUCUUCUUUUUAGUUGUAGUUCAAGACAAUUAUUUUGAACUGCUGCGCAGCAGCCUGUAAAAGCUCCAAAAUUGGUGGCAAUUUAUUGAAGGAAUGAAGCAAAUGGAUUAUAGGCAUAUGCUUUCUACU